Messenger RNA from Balaenoptera ricei (Rice's whale), 639 nucleotides. RefSeq names its product placenta enriched 1 (gene PLAC1). The transcript has a single exon. Bases 1 to 639 code for a protein of 212 amino acids. The record is from RefSeq and is a predicted model, not a curated record. NCBI's taxonomy places the organism in Eukaryota, Metazoa, Chordata, Mammalia, Artiodactyla, Balaenopteridae.
AUGAAAGUUUUCAAGUUGAUAGGAGGGCUAGUCUUCCUCACCUCUGUGUUUUCGGCCUGUUCCGGACAAAAUCCGAUGACUGUUCUGUGCUCCAUAGACUGGUUCAUAGUCACCGUACACCCCUUCAUGUUGAACAAUGACGUAUAUGUGCACUUUCAUGAGUUGCACUUGGGACUGGGUUGCCCUGCCAACCAUGUUCAGCCCCAUGCCUACCAGUUCACCUACCGUGUGACGGAAUGUGGCAUCAGGGCCAAGGCUGUCUCUCAGGACAUGGUUCUCUACAACACCGAGCUGCACUAUGCUUCCAAGCAUACGUCGUCUAAGUACGUGAUCCCGGUGUCCUGCACUGCCCCGCAACGUUCCCCGUGGCCCACGAUGCCCUGCGCCAGGAAAGCAGCCAGCGAGGGAGCCAUCACAACCCGGGAUGGUGAGACGUGCUAUGAGGUGUUCACCUCGUCACAGUCCAGCCGAAGGCCCAACUGUGACUGUCCGCCUUGUGUCUUCAACGAAGAAGGGCAGACCCGGGGCCCAUAUCACCAAGCAGAGGCUCAGGAGGCCCAUCCCGUGCAGUUUUCUUCCUUUGUUAAUACUUCUGAGAACUGGUCUCUUCGCCUGGAUGAUCAGAUUGCGUCCAUGUGA